Lagopus leucura (white-tailed ptarmigan) is the source of this 663-nucleotide messenger RNA. RefSeq names its product myelin protein zero (gene MPZ). Gene Ontology annotation, cellular component: membrane. The record is from RefSeq and is a predicted model, not a curated record. The transcript has 3 exons. Lineage: Eukaryota; Metazoa; Chordata; Aves; Galliformes; Phasianidae. Gene Ontology annotation, biological process: myelination. The annotation marks the transcript as partial.
ACCCCACAGCCCGCCCUCCAGGCACCCUCUGACAGCACCAAGAUGGCGCCGGGUGCCAUCGGGGCUGGACGCCUCCUCCUCCUCCUCGCCGGGCUGCUGGCGGCGUUGGGGCCGUCCCCCACGUCGGCCAUCCACGUCUACACCCCGCGGGAGGUGUACGGCACCGUGGGCUCCCACGUCACCCUGUCGUGCAGCUUCUGGUCCAGCGAAUGGAUCUCGGAGGACAUCUCCAUCACGUGGCACUUCCAGGCCGAGGGCAGCCGCGACAGCAUCUCCAUCUUCCACUACGCCAAAGGCCAGCCCUACAUCGACGACGUGGGCUCCUUCAAGGAGCGCAUGGAGUGGGUGGGCAACCCGCGGCGCAAGGACGGAUCCAUCGUCAUCCACAACCUGGACUACACCGACAACGGCACCUUCACCUGCGACGUCAAAAACCCUCCCGACAUCGUGGGGAAAUCCUCCCAGGUCACCCUGUAUGUCUUAGAGAAAGGUACGGCCGUCCACGGCCCCACUGCCACCCCAUAUUGCUGUCCCCAGCCCCGUAUCAUUGUCCUCAACCCCAUAUCAUCGCCCCCAUCCCCAUAUCAUCGUCCCCACACCCAUAUUGUCCCCACCCCCAUAUUCCUGUCCCCAUCCCCAUAUUCCUGUCCCCACCCCCAUAUU